Molecule: messenger RNA, 1184 nt
Organism: Heterobasidion irregulare TC 32-1
Lineage: Eukaryota; Fungi; Basidiomycota; Agaricomycetes; Russulales; Bondarzewiaceae
Exons: 4
Coding region: 35-1081 (348 amino acids)
Biological process (GO): branched-chain amino acid biosynthetic process
Cellular component (GO): mitochondrial nucleoid; acetolactate synthase complex
Molecular function (GO): acetolactate synthase regulator activity
Source: RefSeq, a predicted model, not a curated record
GGCAGCACGUCCUACGAGCUCAUCAUCGACCACAAUGGCCUCCAUCUUCGCCGUCCGUGCUAGAGCAGCAGCCGCCUCCACAAAGUCGCUAUGGAAAGCGCGCGCCCUCUCCUCGACCGCCCGCGUUUUCUCAGGCGAGCCGCCCCGCCCUCCCCCUCCCAUCGACGACUCGACCUCCGCGCUCGACUACAAGACCUCGCAUAGAAUACGCCCCCCGCCAUUACCCGCCAUGGACCUCCCCCGCUCGCGCACCGCUGAGGAGGCGGUCACCAACAUCCUGUACAACACCCCGCCCCCCAGCCUCCAGCCGUUCAAGAAGCAUGUGCUCAACUGCCUCGUGCAGAAUGAGCCCGGUGUCCUCUCGCGCGUGUCCGGGAUCCUCGCCGGCCGCGGGUUCAACAUCGACUCGCUCGUCGUCUGCCGCACCGAGAUCCGCGACCUCAGCAGGAUGUCCAUCGUUAUCAGCGGCCAGGACGGCGUCGUAGAGCAGGCGCGCAGGCAGCUCGAGGACCUGGUCCCCGUGUGGGCCGUGCUCGACUACACCGAGACGCGCACGAUCACGCGCGAGCUCAUGCUCGUGAAAGUCUCCAUCCUCGGGCCCGAAUACCUCGAGGACCAGCUCCUUGGCGGGCCCUCGCACGAGCCCCGACGCGGCGCGUCCUCCGCGGCGCACGACGAGCACACCAAGCUCGAGCGCGAGAUGCUCCUCGCGCGCAACUUCGAGCACAGCGGGCACGCGGACCAACAAUCCGCGCCGGCGCCGACGCCGACGCCGCAGCCGCUCACGCCGAGCGAGGCCCUGCGCAUGCGCCACCAGCACCUGCAGUCCAUAUCGACGCUCGCGAGCCAGUUCGGCGCGCGCAUCGUCGACGUGAGCGAGAACAGCGUGAUCGUCGAGAUGAGCGGCAAGACGAGCAGGGUCGAGGCCUUCCUCAGCCUUGUCAAGCCGUUCGGGAUCAUCGAGUCCGCGCGCACCGGCGUGAUGGCGAUGCCCCGCACACCCAUCACACGGUCCCUGGAGGACGACGAGGCGACGGAGGCCUCCGGUCCCAUCGAUGCCAGCCUCCUUCCCCCUGGCUGAGCAGUGCGCCGGCCCCCACACGAGCAAAAUUACCUUACUCUUGUAUCUAUCCGGUUCCGUUCGUCGAAUGCUCUACCCUUGGGAUGCUUGGUUUUUGAACGCC